Molecule: messenger RNA, 267 nt
Organism: Eimeria mitis
Lineage: Eukaryota; Apicomplexa; Conoidasida; Eucoccidiorida; Eimeriidae
Exons: 2
Coding region: 1-267 (88 amino acids)
Source: RefSeq, a predicted model, not a curated record
AUGCUUAAAGCUUUUGCUGAGAUACAGCAGCAGCAGCAGCAGCAACAGCAGCAGCAGCAGCAACUGCAGCAGCAGCAGCAGAAAACGCAGCAGAAAAUGCUGCUGAAGCAGCAGCAACAGGAGCUGCAGCAGCAGGAAUACCAGCAGCAGCAGCAGCAGCAGCAGUACCAGCAGCAGCAGGAGCAGCAGCAGGAGCAACUGCAGCAGCAGCAGCAACAGCAGCAGCAGCAGCAGCAGCAGCAGCAGCAGCAGCAGAUAAACAACUAG